Messenger RNA from Dracunculus medinensis (Guinea worm), 1071 nucleotides. Lineage: Eukaryota; Metazoa; Nematoda; Chromadorea; Rhabditida; Dracunculidae. The record is from the annotation of a GenBank genome assembly.
AUGGCAACAACAAAUAAUCCUGAUGUUAUUGAUGAACUGGAAUAUGAAGACGAAGAAGAAGAGGAAACUGACGAGGAUGUUCGGCCUCAAGUUGGUUCACGAGCGGAAAAAUCACUCGGACUUCUUACGCAAAGAUUUCUCACUCUGCUUCAGUCGUCACUUGGUGGUAUAGUUGAUUUGAACGAGGCUGCUGAAGAUCUUAAUGUGAGGCAAAAAAGGCGGAUCUACGAUAUAACUAAUGUUUUGGAAGGUGUUGGCCUUAUAGAAAAAAAGUCUAAAAAUGUUAUUCAAUGGAAGGGUGGAGAAUUAAGAAAGCCUGGAACAAAGCAGUUGAGACCAGAGGAAGAAGAACACCUUAUGCUUCUUAAGGCCGAAUUAUCUGAACUUGUGGAGGAAGAACGUCUCAUUGAUUCGUAUAUCAAGUGGAUGAAACAGAGCAUCAGAAAUGUUUGCGACAAUCAAGCGAAUCAAAAAUUGGCUUAUAUUCGCAGAGAUGAUAUUUUACCGGUUUUUCGCGACAGUAUUGUCUUUGUUGUAUUUGCUCCUCCUGGUACCUCUGUCGAAGUUGGUCAUCCUUCAAGAGUUGGUGUCCUUGAUCAUUUCUUUUACUUUCUGUUAUUUUUUUGCUUUUUUUGUAGUGAAUAUCGGUAUCAAAUGAGAUUGCGGAGUCCAAACGGUCCAAUUUCUGUGAUGCUUGUUAAUAAAGGAGAAGAAGAUUCGAGGACAAGUUUCAAACGGAUUCAUGAGAAAUUUCCUUUGAAAUCAGUGCCUUAUCCAAUUGUCGGUGAUGUUCCUGGUCAAUUAUUGGAGGGGGAAGACGAUGAUAGUCCAGUAAAAAGAAAAAAGCUUGAUGAUGAUGUCAAAAGUUACGAUGUGGUACACUUGCAAACACCUUGUAAGGAUAUUGUCCGGCAGACUGAUCCUAUUGAAACAAAAAAUUGGUUAUCGUUGAAACAAAGUCAACUGAAUUGUUUUCGAGAAUUAAGUCCGCCACCAAAUGAACGAGAUUACAUAUUCAACCUUAAUCCUUUCGAAUCGGUCGCUGAUAUUUAUGCCGACGACGUCAUCUAG